Molecule: messenger RNA, 1125 nt
Organism: Diutina rugosa
Lineage: Eukaryota; Fungi; Ascomycota; Pichiomycetes; Serinales; Debaryomycetaceae
Product: 2-(3-amino-3-carboxypropyl)histidine synthase
Exons: 2
Coding region: 1-1125 (374 amino acids)
Biological process (GO): protein histidyl modification to diphthamide
Molecular function (GO): 2-(3-amino-3-carboxypropyl)histidine synthase activity
Source: RefSeq, a predicted model, not a curated record
AUGACCGAGGCGUGCUGUGGAGGCACCGGAUGUGCUAACCAAGAAGGAUGUGGCACCGCCAAAGCACCGAGGAUGGCUCGCCGCAAGUUUAUCGGCAAGCUGGGGGCGAAUGUCGAUGCCUCGGCGGGGGCAGUGGUACUGGCUAAGAAGGCUCAAGUGGGACGAGUGAUGAACCAAGUGCCCGACGAUAUUCUCCACGACGAAGAACUCAACCAGGCAAUCAAGCUUCUACCCUCAAAUUACAACUUUGAGAUCCACAAGACGGUGUGGAACAUCCGCAAACAGGGGGCGAAGAGAGUGGGGCUCCAGAUGCCCGAGGGUUUACUCAUCUAUUCAUUGGUGAUUACCGAUAUUCUCGAACAGUUCUGCCAGUGUGAAGUGGUGGUGAUGGGCGACGUCAGUUAUGGGGCCUGCUGCAUUGAUGAUUAUACUGCUCGCGCUUUAGGGUGUGACUUUAUCGUCCACUACGCCCACCUGUGUCUUGUACCCAUCGACGUCACUGCCAUUAAAGUGCUCUAUGUGUUUGUCACCAUUGCCAUCGACGAAACCCACUUGGCCAAGACGUUACAGCGCAAUUUCCCUGCCAAUACUAAGUUGGCGAUCUUUGGGACCAUCCAGUUUAACCCCACCAUUCACGCCACCAAGAACCGGUUGGAGACUGACCCUGACCACCCGUUAUUCUUGACUCCGCCUCAGACGCGUCCAUUGUCUAAGGGGGAAGUCCUUGGGUGCACAUCGCUUAGACUCGACCCUAAGGAGUUUGCUGCUCAAGUAUACGUUGGUGAUGGUCGGUUCCACUUGGAGAGUUCGAUGAUCCACAACCCCGACGUGCCUGCGUACCGUUACGAUCCUUAUAACCGUAAGUUCACCCAGGAGUUCUACAACCAGGACGAGCUUAGUGCCGUACGUCGUGAUGCCAUUGCUGCUGCGCAAAAGGCAAAGAAGAUCGGGGUGAUUUUGGGUGCUUUAGGCCGUCAAGGUAAUCCACAAACGCUUAGUCGGUUAGAAGGCCACUUACAGCAGCGUGGGGUGCAGGUGGUCAAGAUCAUUUUGCUGGAGAUCUUCCCGCAAAAGCUCGCGAUGUUUGACGAUGUCGAUGCCUUUAUCCAAGUGGCGAGGACGUGA